Molecule: messenger RNA, 447 nt
Organism: Sphenostylis stenocarpa
Lineage: Eukaryota; Viridiplantae; Streptophyta; Magnoliopsida; Fabales; Fabaceae
Source: the annotation of a GenBank genome assembly
AUGGCAAAUGCAUGGACAGAAGAUCAAAUUGCUAUAUUCCAUGAAGCCUUUGAUGUUGUUGACAAGGAUUCCGACGGUUUCAUUAGUGUGGAAGAACUGUCAUCCAUUGUUCAGUCAUUAGAAGGAAACACGACAAAAGAAGAAAUUCAAGAAAUGAUUAGUAAAGUCGAUGUUGAUGGAAAAGGAAGUGUAAAUUUUGAAGAGUUCUUGAAUGUUAUAGGAAUGACAAUGAAGGAAAAUCUGAAUGAGGAGCUAAAAGACGCGUUCAAAGUGUUUGACAGGGAUAACGAUGGAUACAUAUCAGCUACUGAGUUGAGACAUGUGAUGAUGAAGUUGGGAGAGAGGCUGACAGAAGAAGAAGUUGAACAAAUGAUUCGAGAAGCAGAUUUGGAUGGAGAUGGUAGCGUUAGCUAUGAAGAAUUUGCUAGGUUUAUGACAUUUAAUUGA